Molecule: messenger RNA, 9388 nt
Organism: Pelmatolapia mariae (spotted tilapia)
Lineage: Eukaryota; Metazoa; Chordata; Actinopteri; Cichliformes; Cichlidae
Gene: ahr1b
Product: aryl hydrocarbon receptor 1b
Exons: 11
Coding region: 418-3000 (860 amino acids)
Biological process (GO): xenobiotic metabolic process; regulation of transcription by RNA polymerase II; response to xenobiotic stimulus
Cellular component (GO): nucleus; aryl hydrocarbon receptor complex
Molecular function (GO): protein dimerization activity; transcription cis-regulatory region binding; nuclear receptor activity
Source: RefSeq, a predicted model, not a curated record
GCAGAGCAAAGAGAGACAGCAAACAGGGAGGAGCGCUUUGAGGACGACAACUGAAAUUUCUCGACGAUUCUUACAGUUUUUGGAUGUGUCAGGAUGUGAAGCUCAAACUGCUUGUUUUUAAAUGCUGGAUUUGAGCCGCCGGCGGGGCGCCAUGGACGGGAUAAACCGGUGACGGUACCGUUACUACUUUGACAUUCCUCACCGGGAGCCUCGAUGCCUCAGCUUCACUGUGAGUUUAUCUAUGGCGUCUGUUUCAGCCCUUUGAAUUAGCGCUGUAGUUGUCGUUAUCACGGCUCUGGCUAACGGUGACGGCCCGGGAUGUUGCACAUUAGUCGGUGAGAACAGAUGUUGGUGAUCCGCGGUUUCUGGACCAGUUUGAUGGAUUUCCUCCAGCUUCACUGUGAAUAAAUCAGCGAGAUGUAUGCCGGGCGGAAAAGAAGAAAACCGGCCCAGAAAGGAGUCAAACCGCCCCCCAUCGAAGGCGCCAAAUCCAACCCAUCCAAACGCCACCGUGACCGCCUGAACUCGGAGUUGGACCGGCUCGCCAGCCUCUUGCCCUUCCCCGAAGAUGUCAUAUCGAGCCUGGACAAGCUGUCCAUCCUGAGGCUCAGCGUCAGCUACCUGCGCACCAAGAGCUUCUUCUCAGUGGCAUUGAAGAACCGGCUAUCCAGUGGCACGAACAGGAGCAGCGAUCACAACAAUGCCAGCAAGACGACGGGAGCUACAGAGAUCCAGAUACCCGAGGGGGAGCUGCUUCUUCAGGCCCUGAACGGCUUCGUUCUGGUGGUCACGGCUGAGGGAAUCAUCUUCUUCUGCUCUCACACCAUCCAGGAUUACCUCGGCUUCCAUCAGACUGAUGUGAUGCACCAGAGUGUGUUUGAGCUGAUCCACACUGAUGACCAGCAGGAAUUCAAGAGGAACCUGCACUGGGCCCUCAACCCCCCUGUGAGCCUCGAACCCCCAACAGAUCCUCCAGAUGGGAAAUCGGCGUCGACCUCUUCCUGCCUGGUGAGCUACAAUCCCGAACAGCUUCCCCCUGAAAACUCGUCCUUCCUGGAGCGAAGUUUCGUCUGCCGCUUCCGCUGUUUGUUGGACAAUUCCUUCGGCUUCCUGGCGCUGAACAUCCAGGGUCGGCUGAAGUUCCUUCACGGCCAGAGCCGGCAGCAGUGCGAUAGUGACCGAACCGCGCCGCCCCAGCUGGCGCUCUUUGCCAUCGCCACGCCCCUCCAGCCUCCAGCCAUCCUGGAAAUCAGGACGCGGAACAUGAUCUUCAGGACCAAACACAAGCUGGACUUCACGCCCAUGGCGUGCGAUGCAAAGGGUAAGAUAGUUCUGGGAUACACUGAGGCGGAGCUGAGAGUGCGAGGUUCAGGAUACCAGUUCAUCCACGCUGCUGACAUGCUGUACUGCGCCGAAAAUCACGUCCGUAUGAUAAAGACGGGUGAGAGCGGCCUCACCGUCUUUAGGCUGCUCACCAAGGACAACAGGUGGAAGUGGGUCCAGGCCAACGCCCGGCUCAUUUACAAGAACGGCAAGCCGGACUACAUCAUUGCCACUCAGAGGCCUUUGGCGGACGAAGAAGGAGGGGAACACCUGAGGAAGAGAUCUAUGCAUCUCCCCUUCACCUUUGCCACCGGUGAGGCUUUGCUCUACCAAACUGGAUAUCCGCUGCACGGAUUCUCCGACCCGCUCCAGGGCAAAGCCAGAGGCAGCAAGUCCAAGAAAAGCAAAGGAGAGAAGGGCUCUUCAGAUGAGCUGGACCCAAAGUCCCUACUCGGGGCGCUGAUGAGUCAGGAUGAGUCCGUAUACGUAUGCCAGCCAGACACGGAGCCUAAAGUGUCCUACCACAGCACCCUUUUCAGCGAGCAGCAGAGCAGGGCUGAUGGUCUGGGUGCUUUGUUCAGUGGUGACAGCUGGUAUGUCGUCUCUAGCGAGGAGUCGCCAGGGGAACGCAACGGCAAAACCUCCAGUUUUGACCCCCUUCUGACCACAUUGGACUCUCUGUCUCUUGACGGAGAGGAAACAUGCUCCAACAGCGAACUGUUCAGCGCCCUGGAGAAUCUGGGCCUGAAUGCCGAGGACCUGGAGCGGCUGCUGCUGGACGAGAGGAUGAUGCAUGUGGAUCUGGACCCAGAUCACAUCCCAACUCUCAGUGACCUUCUCACCAACAACGAAAUCCUCUCCUACAUUCACGACUCUCUGGAGGGUGCGAGCGAGAGGCAGGAACAGGUGAACACAGGCAGAUUUGGGUCCUCAAACCACCAGUCAAACUCAGACUCUGCCCAAAGUGUCUCCCAGCAGGCGUGCUUGACUGCUGGACCAGUGACGGGGGGACCUGACAGUCACUGGGUGGUACGGACGGGGAAUCACCACAACCGUCAUCACACAAACCAUAACAAAGCCACGGAGCUGGACAGCAAACAUGUGAACGCUCCACAGUGGCAGCUGCAACAGGAACAGCUCUCUGCCCCCCUCCAGUACCUGCAGUUAAGCAGUGAGAGCACUCUGUUGUCUGGCUUCCAGAAUAAUCCGCUCGGACCGACUUUAAACGGGUCUUGCAUCCCAAAUGGACUCUCAGCUUUUCCCCCAAGCGUGGCUGCUGGACACCAACAUUACAGCGUCAGUGGCACAGAUGGCGCAGUGUUAAAUGACUCUACGUUACAGGAGGUCUGUCAAAGUUUGGUGAGCACUGUGCAGCCCUACCAGCUGCUGGGACACCAUAAGCAGGAACAGACUGAGGAGCUGGAGCAGUUACUGGUCCUGACACAGCCACCGCACAGUGUACCAUCCUUAGAGACCUACGGCGUGUUUGCUGCCACCCAAGACUCCACUCACAGCAAGCUGGAGAAUGGCUGCAUCCUUGGAGCCGCAAGCGCGGCGUACGUCAGGACGUGUCUGAUGUCCAAUGGGAACGCAGUGGCCACAGGCGACAUCCCAGUCCCGUGCCCAGAUGGACUUCCUGCCCUUCAGGACUCCCAGAAAUCUGGAUUUUUCCUCUGAGAAGGUAGAACAGAAAAGAGAAGAGGAAAGACUGACUGUGUCUGCAUGUGACAAUCAUGAUUUUAUAAGGAUGCAAACAAAAAAGACUUCAGAUCAGGUUCUCUUUAAUAGCAUUUGUUUCAUCUCACGUGUGCUGCUCAGAAAACCUCAGAUCUCCUCUGGUAGAGGAAGAGGACGAGCUCUCUCUGAAAGUGUCCACAUCUGGUUCAAACAUGUGGUCCUGACGAUCUGACCGCAACUGGGUUUUUGCUGUCAAGCCAAAACUCAUCACUUUGUGACCGAUGUGUAAACAGUUAAUCGAACAGAAAAUAAGUGGAAGACGCAAUUACACUCAAUUACUGCACUUUUUUAUCUUUAUUAUCUCUCUUUGGUGCUCAAAAUAACAAACGUCAACAAAAAGGCCGGUUUUAGUGGCACAUAAUGUGAAAACUGAACUAUUCAAGUACUGCCGGCUAUUUUUUUAACUGUAUGCACACCCAGCUGUUGGUUUAGGUUCAGCCUGAAAUGAUCUUCAAGUUUAAAAGACUUUAACUCUCAAACCACCGAGCUGUUUUUCCUGAUUAAAAUGACUUAGGGGGUUUAUUAAUUGAACUCAUUUCAGUUCAUUUUUUUAUGUUAAGUACUCUGUUAUAAUAUGUCGGAGCUUCAGUUACACUAAUUAGAGAUGCUUUAGAAGCAUAACAGCUAAUCACACACACACGUUUAUAGUUGUAAUAAUUUACUGUACCCAUUAACCUAACUUCCAUUAACUUGAGUGUGAUAGAAUCUAUCCUGCUUGUUCCUAUGAAAACCUUUUUGAUCACCACUUUGUAUUCAUGCAAAUAUCUUGAAAAAUAUAGAAUUAAAUACAAAUAUUCAAGUAAUAAAAUAAAUACAGGCAAACACUUUGAGCAUGAGCUUUGAGAAGUGAUCUCUAUGGUAGUUGAGAAGGACCAAAACUUACACGCUGAGCAUUAAUAAAAAUAAAAUAUCACAUAUGCUGCAUCAAGCAACAGCAAUCAGUCAGCGAAUCUUUAUUUGUAUAGCAUCUUUCAUGCAGCUCAGUGCAGUUUAAUGUACUUGAUUGAUGAAUGACAAGCUGGUAAUAAGACAUUAGCUUGCAAUGUUAGCCAAUUUUAAAAUAAAAUAAAAAGGCAGCAGAUGAAGUAAAACAGAAAUUUUAAAUGGUCUUUGGACAUGAUGAAAGUAAAACAGAUGAAAUAAUAAAUAAAGAUAUAUAAAAUAAGGUCAGAUAAAAUACAAUAAAAAGCAGAAAAUAAAAAAUAAAUAGAAUAAAAUGUUUAUUAAUGAAAAAGGUCUAAUGAGUAAGUAAAUUAAAAUAAUUUAAUUCAGUAACAAUCCUGAAGAACUUUUUAUCAAUGAUUUGCAGAUUGCAUGUAAUUGCCAACUUGACCCCAUUCAGUUGCAGACUGAUUGCAGACUCUGUCUUAUUGCAACAAAGUUGCUUUUAAGUCAGUGUAUUUUGUGGAGAAACACUCAAAAUAUUUUUCAUGACUGAAAUGUCUCAAAAAUGGUUUUCAAAACAGGGAAGUGAUUAGAAGAUCAGAUCAAAUCAAAGCAUCAAAUUCGAACAUAGAACAAAUCAUGCUUUCCACUAUCUUUGCCACACUAGUGAAUAAUUCCUGUCAAAACUAUGAAACUUUGUAGGAAAAUAGACUGAUGAAUCCAGGAAACAUUUUUAUGACGUGGUGUUGGGUCACGUGAAGGUUAAAGUCUUUAAAUCCUCUGAGAGCUAAUUCACCACAACCUUGAUGAUGCGUUGACCAAAAAAAAAACCAAAAAACGAAUCUCCUGUAAAGCCUUGAGUCUGCAGCUCAACUUAAACUGCAUUUUCUCAGCAAACUCAAACCAACAGCUGCCUUUAAAGUAGGAAACAUUUUAGCUUAAAGCUCAUGGUGUGGUGUGCUUAGAAAACUGGUCACAAGGAGUCAUUUGAAACAUUUAAAACCACUGGUGAAGACUUUAAUCAUAUACAAUCUGCAGUAUAUUUGAAUGCAAACAUUUUGAGCCAUUCAUUUAUGGAAAACGCUGUGACGUCAGAUCAGAGAAACAAACAGAUUAUUUAAACAUCAGUGUUCGUUUUGUCACCUAGAUGUAGAUCAACUGUGGGGUUAGUAGUUUUUUUUUCCCUGGUGCUACAUAUUGGAAAAUAAGCAUUUCUUUCCUAUUGAUGUUGUUUUAAAUGAGAUUUUCUUUGUCUUUUAAAAUAUGUUGAGAAAGGUUAAAAGGAACCCCGACUAUUUCAGCUUAUUGGCCUUAAUGUCCUCUGCUGAUCAAGCAAAUCCUAAAUGUUUCAGGUAUAUUUUGACCUACGAAAGCUGCCGUUAGUUUACAUGUGCAAUGCAUUCAGCUCAAAAUUACACAAAGGAUGAACUACUGUGAUAUCAUUUACGGUGCUUUGGUCCAAAUAAAGUUGAUUCAAUUUAAUGGCACCAAAUCACAACAGCAGUUGCCUCAAGGUGCUUUAUAUUGUAAGGUAGAGACCCUACAAUAAUACACAGAAAACUCAACAAUCAGACAAGCCUCUAUGAGCAAGCACUUGAUGACAGUGGGAAAGAAAAACUCCCUUUUAGCAGGAAGAAACGUCCAGCAGAGUCGGGCUCAGCCAUGAUCAGUGAGGGGAGAGGGGUUUAGACACAUGGACGUGAUAUAAGAAACGUAGAGGAUUAUUACAGUGGUCAUCUUCAUGUUGUACAGCUCGAGUACGGCCGACCAGAGAAAGUGUCUGUCUUGCUGUAGGGACCAUUAGGUGUCUCUACCCAGAGUGCACUGCAACUUUAAACAACAUGGCAGCCUAUUAGUGAAAGGACUUUUCCAGUUUUCAUAAAACGAAGGCACAAGAUGACAUCACAAGCUCUACACGAUUUCAUAAUCUGGGUUCCUUUUAAGAUUAGAGAGGACUAGCAGAUGGUUUUUAUCGGUUCACCCUAAUGCUGUAUUUUCGCCUUUUUGAAGUUUACACCAAUGUCGUGCACCGGCUUGGGCGGUCUGAUUUGUUGAUCAGUGGCGCUGAAAUCAAACAUCAAAGAGCAUUUUUUGGUUUGUUUCCUGACCGGAGACAGUGUGAAAAUCUCCCGUUAAUGCCUUUCAGCCUGUCAGACUCCCGACCAUUUAUUCCCUCAAAGUGUGAAUAACUAAAAAAAAUAUUUUAUUCUCAUAUCUAAAAUGAGAACUUGUAGCUGGUUUAGCACUGACUGACUUCCACACUUUAAACCCUGGUGCACAUUAAUUAGCAGUAUUAGAGCUCACCAGGCUGGGCUUUCUUCACGUGAAGCCCCUGUUGACCCUGCUGGUUGUGUAAUGUUUGAAAAUGUCUCGCUCACUGAGACUGCGAUCCAGCUGUUCUGAAGGCAGUUUACAUCAAAGCUUACAGCCCACUGCGUUCAUGUCAUGUCAGAUUAACUGGAACUGAAGAAGUUAUUAAAGUGAUAGUAAUCAAUAUGUCUGCAUGAUCAGAGGGUUAAACUGGGGCUGUCUGCUGAUAACCACAAUAUUUAAAUAUUUAAUAUUGUGUCAUGAACGAUGGUGUAACUGUUCUUUUUGUAUGUGUUUUAUGUUAAACAACACACAGUAAUAAAAAAACAAAAUGUGCUUGCAUCACAAAAAUAUUGUUAUUGGAAAUUGUGACAGCCCUAGUUUAAAUCCAGAAACUUCACAGACAGUAGCAUUUUUUUUUACCGUUCCUCUCAUCCCUCUUUGCAAAAUUUGCAAAGCAUGAAUUUUGAAGUGUGAUUUCAAAUUAUGAAGCAAAAGGAAAAUGAAAACUAAAGCCAAAGUUUUUGUCUCACACGAUAUAAAGUGUCUGUGAAACCAUCAGGAUUUUUGGUUGGUGCCUCAGCGUUUUAUCACAGGGCUGAUAUUAGCUGGUAUCAGUAUUUAAGACAACCUGUAAAUGAAAAUUAAAUAAGAAACACCCUUCAACCAUGCUAUGAGUGUUAAGCUUGCAUAGUUUGUCCACCAGAGGGCACUCUGCAACAUUCUUGUUUGUAAUUCGAGUUUGAAAGACCCUAAAACUGCAUUUUUACGGUCUACAAAACUGAUUUUGGCUGCUUGAUAAAAAAUGGCCUGAACUUAAAAUAAGUCUAUUUUAAGUUCAGGCCAAUUAAAACAUACUUUAAAAAAAGAUUUCCGUGUGGUGGUAGGACAAAACACCCUUGUUGGGCACUCAGUGUGGACAAUGCACAAUACAAAUAUUGCAGCAUAGCUAAAAACUUAAUUUUAUCUGUAACAGUGUAAGAAUAAAAACCUCAAUUCAGUUGUAAGAAAUUAAUUGUGACAUGCCAAUUUCAUGCUUUUGAUACGAGGGUAAAAUUAAUACACUUCAAUAGCUGUAAUCCUCACAGUGAGGCAUGACAAGGAUCUUUAAUCUAUAAAGCUAUGAUUAUGUUUUAGUUCUCUGCAUGUGAGUAGCUGUUGUAUUAUAAUGUAACUCUUGGGUAGAGCCUAACACUCACUAUUUGAUGAUGAAAUUAACCCAAGUGGACCCUACAGGAAUCACGAACACGUAAAGUGUAGCGCCUGACUUAAACAUUGCUUUCCCAGAUUUGUAAAAUUAAAAUAUAAAUGUACUGAAUCAGUGAAAUGUUAAAAACAACAAGAUAAAUACAAUCAAUAAAAAAAUUGUCCUGGAGUUACUCACCUGUUUCAGUUGCCCUAGUUUCCUUUCAGCUCAGUGUGAGAGUCUUUGCCGCUGUUAAUCAGCGCCUCUUUAGUUUCUUCGCUCCUUUCUUCGCUCACUCACUGUGAGUGAACCUCCUCACCCACGCAGUGGAGUACAACGUUAACACGUUAUGUUACUGUAAGCGUAAUAAAAGCUUCCCCAGAAAUGUUAAAUCAAGCAUAAAGUGGAGGAGGCAACAAGGAAAGCUUUUCUGUCGUGUUGACUCACGUCGACGAAAGUUUGUCAUGAAAUAAAAAUGUGGAAAAGUUGUGGAAAAAAUGAUUCUUUGACCUCAUAAACACAAAGCAUUAAUUUUUAAUGGAAUGCAACUGAAAUAUAUAAAAUAAAAGGUUUAUUUACUUCAUUGAGGAGUGUGCUUGGUAUAAACUGAAUGUAUACUAAUCGCAUAAAUUUCUUUUGAGUAGAUUCCACUGAAUUGAACAUUUUAUGUGGUAUUAUUUAACAAAAUUACAGAACAUUUACUUAAAGUCAGCAUUUUGGGCAUAAAUAGCCUUUUGCUGUUUGUAUUCUCCAUGCAGUUUUAGCACUCUUUGUGUAGCUUUUUAAAUCAAGAUCAGUCCACAUAUUUAAUUAUGUAUAAUUAUAAAAACUUAGUUUAGACAUCAGUUGAACUGGUUUUGGCUUCACUUGAGGCUGUGGACUUCCUUUGGCUGCUCACUAACUAGCUGAAAGGCACUGUUGCACCUUAAGAGAGCCGUUUCAAGACACACUGACAGAUUUUGUCUUGGUGCGUAUAAUGUGGCAGGUAACAACAUCAUUAUUUUAGCUUUGUGUUUUGACAUAUAUUAGCUCAGCGGUGACAUGACAUGAACGGAGAUAUUAAGAGCAGCUGGAGGGCAGACGGGACAGCAUUUAGCAUUUAGCACUGACUCAAAAACCAAAUGAGGCGCUCUGUUGUUGAAUGUCUCGUGUGAACCACGAAGCUUUGAACUCGCCACAGAAAGGUGCUUAGAAGCGAUUUUUUGCUCACGUCAGCCGACGACAAUCGAAACGCAUUUAUAGAUUUGCCUCUUUGUUUUUGUUUUUUUCCUUUUCUUACUGACUUUUUCUUAUGAUCAGAUGAUGAUCAGAUUUUUCUUAAAACAGAUAAUUUAAAAUCAGUAGUCAGAUCACACACUGAUACGCUGUAUGGAAGAAAAAAAAACUUUAUGAAAUCUCAAGGCUAUUUACAACCUGAAAAACUAAUUGUGUGUGUGUAUAAGAUGUGUUUAUAAUGGUGUUGUUCAAGCACUGCUUUGUAAUCACAGCUCUGAAAAGCUCUUGCACUGAAAGUAGUUUUUAAGAAAAGCAUUUUAUGAUUCCUUGUCAUAUGAAUAUUGUCCCUAAGAGUCUCAGUGUGUUUUAUCUAUAUGUCAUGUUUGAAGACACGUUAGCUCAAAGCAGUAUGGUGCCAUAACAAUGAGCAAAGACCUGCUCUGCUCUCAGCAUUUGGAGACUUUAAAAUCACUCGUUUCACUUGUUAAAACCCACUUUGUCCACAGAUUUCAUCUUUCUUUUUUAAAAAUUUGAGUUUAAAUUAAACCAAACUCUCCCUGUGCUGUUUUUUAAUGCACGCAGACUUUAUUUUGCGGUUUGUUUGUUUUGUUUUUUUAAAUCACUGGAAGUUGUAGUUGUGUGCUAACAUGUGUUUAAAAAACAAAAAAAUGCAGUCUGCCAUGUGUCGAAAUGUGCUCUUGGAUCCUUGAAAUAAAGGAUUUUGUGUAAUCA